GUUUAACCCUCAGUCAGCUCAGGAGUCUCAGUCAAAACGCUCUUCACCAACUUUUACUCCUCACUCGCUCCAAGGAAAUCUCUCUGAGAUUUUACAGGAAAUCCAACUUGGACACUUUUUCACAGCUUUCUCCUCUCGUGAUUCGCUUAUGCAAAGGCAAACCAUAAUCAAUGUGAGAAUCUGACGACAAGACAGAGCAAGAAAUGUUGAGCACACACCCACCCGGCCUGACUUGUCAAAUCUCAUCCUGCAACCAAGUUGAACAAGACUUUCUCCGGUGUUAGCGAUUAAGAGAACUUGCUGCUCACGACGAGAAACGAUUUAGUCAUGGGUGCGAAAGAAAUCGGAUAUAAUCACUUGAAAAUACUCGUGUUACUACCUUUUGUGAUAUCCAACCUGGCCACGGGAAGCGUACUCAAUGAAGGCACUUGGUGGUUAUUAGGUACGGACAGACAACAUUCCACCCACCAGCACAUGAGCGACAUGGCCCCUGGAUACAAGUCCCCCCAACACAACAAUUGCUCUGCUGUCACAUACCUCAGUGAACGACAGAAGCACAUGUGUCAGAAGAGCGACAGAGUUUUUGACACAAUCAGCUCAGGAGCCAAAUUGGGGAUUGAAGAAUGUCAACAUCAACUCCAGUCGCACCGAUGGAAUUGUUCCGUCAUUCGUGAAGCAGCCAACGUCUUUGGCAAAGUGCUCGAUAUUCAUACGAGAGAGAAAGCAUAUGUCCACGCAAUUUCUGCGGCGAGUUUGGCCUAUCAAGUGACCAAAGCUUGUGCUAAGGGAGAAUUACAAGACUGUUCCUGCGAUGAGACUGUGAGGUCGAGAAGUACGAAGGGGCAGUGGCAGUGGGGCGGAUGUUCUGAGGAUGUGAAAUACGGCGGAUUGUUCAGCAAAGAGUUUGCCGACUCAAUAGAAGACGGUACGUCGCCCACUGGACUGAUGAAUCUAUGGAAUAACGAAGCUGGUCGAAGGUUGAUGAAGAAUUCGAUGAACAUGUCGUGCAAGUGUCAUGGCGUGUCAGGUUCUUGUACAAUGAAAGUGUGUUGGCGAGUGCUCACUCCGUUCCGUUCCAUUGCUGAACAAAUUCGAGAGAAAUUUGAUGGAGCCUUCCGGGUCAAAGCCGUGAGACGGAGUGUUAAUAAAAAUGGGAAAAUAAACAAACUGAGACUCAAACCCGUUCUCAGAGAGAUGAAGAGACCUACGAAGAAGGACCUCGUGUUUUUGGACGAUUCUCCAACUUACUGCGAGAAAAAUGAGACGAUGCAAGUGUUGGGAACAAAGGGUCGCGUGUGUAAUCAGACCAGCGAUGGGCCUUCUGGCUGUCUCAUCAUGUGCUGCGGCCGAGGUUAUCAAACGAUGCUGCGGGAAGGGGUGGACUCUUGCAACUGUCAAUUUGUCUGGUGUUGUCGAGUCGAGUGUGACAAAUGCCCGUACAAAAGAGAUGAACACAUUUGCAAUUGAAAUAAUUGACAUGCAUUACUCGACUUCGAAUACAUGUUAAAUCUCACAAUAGUCAAUCAAACAAAACUACACCAAAAAUCAAUGCAAACAUAUUUUCUGUGUUCAGUAUGCAGGCAAAUUUAAAACUGAUUCGUAAUGGUAUUUGUACUUUAGAUUUAACUAUAAUGUUCUUGUACGUAUAAAAUGCACAUAUAUUAUUAUGAAUAGUGGCUUUAUUUGUAAAAUGCAUAAGACAGAAUGCAUAUAUGUACAGAUUUACGUGCAUAUUAAUUCCAUAAAAUAUUGCAAAUACUAGAUUGCAAUAUGCACUAUUAUCCAUGUACUAAUCCAUAUAUGAUAGAUACUUAAACCCUAAACGUCGAUUAUACCACUGGUUUUCAGUCUAAACUGAUUGUUGUUAGAAUUUUGUAUUUGUGGUGUGGUACGUGUACACACUUGAUGAUAAGUACUUUAUGUCGUCGAUAUAGCGUAAACUAAUAUUGUAUUUAGUUACUGAUUUCAAAGCUAAAGUAGAAUUCGCCGUUCUCUUGUAAUGAGGUGUAAAAAGUUACCACUUGCCAAAUUACUUUGCCGACCACCUCCUCAUUCCUUGAAGUGUGUCAAUAAAUACAACAUCCUAAAAGAUGUACAUUUUUACGAUUGAGUUUUAUAAGCAAAAGGUGUGCUGUUGAAAUAAAUCUGUAAUUUAUUUCUCUCUUUAA
This is a messenger RNA of Folsomia candida, 2168 nucleotides long. RefSeq names its product protein Wnt-1. The transcript has 14 exons. NCBI's taxonomy places the organism in Eukaryota, Metazoa, Arthropoda, Collembola, Entomobryomorpha, Isotomidae. Gene Ontology annotation, cellular component: extracellular region. Bases 328 to 1467 code for a protein of 379 amino acids. The record is from RefSeq and is a predicted model, not a curated record. Gene Ontology annotation, molecular function: frizzled binding; cytokine activity. Gene Ontology annotation, biological process: canonical Wnt signaling pathway; neuron differentiation; multicellular organism development.